UGCCAAUGAGCAGUGAUCAAUUUUUUUUGUUUGUUUUUAAUUGUUUACCUACUAGACUAGAUGAUGAAUUGCCUCCAAAACGCUUUAAAAACUUUCAUUUAUAAUUCUAAGUGUGUGUAUAAUUAAAGAGCUACAGUGACAUAAAAUGAAUUCUAAGCUGCCCCUGAUGUGUUCCGAAGCAGAGAAAGCUCAGUUGUUUGAAGCUAUCGACAACAAUAAUGUAGAAAAAGCUGACGUACUUCUAUCUUCAACUGUGGACGUUAACGUACGGAGUCUCGAAGUGAAGAAUCGUACUGCGCUGCACCUGGCAGCCCACGCGGGGCGCUACGACCUAGUCGCUCUGCUAGUCGACAAACACAAAGCAGACGUCAACAUCGAAGACAGCGAAGGCGACAUCCCCUUGCAGCUAGCCACAGAUCGCCAUCAUAUGAAGAUAGUCAAGUUCCUCCUAAGCAGAAACUCCAAAGGGCGUGAGUACGCGGCGCAUUUCCUAAACACUGACGAAGUAGAGGAAUUCUUCCAAGCGGCCAAAGCGAAUGACAUCCAGAGAGUGACGGAGCUACUCGACAGUGGUGUGGAUGUCAAUUCGGUAGAUUUGUCUGAUCUACACCGAUCCGCGUUGCAUGUUGCAGCUCGGGAAGGUCAUUAUGAUCUAGUGCAACUUCUCCUGGAGCGUGGUGCUGAUAUGCAAUACGAAGACGACACUGAUGAGUGCGCCUACCACAUAGCCCUUAAUAACGACCACGACAAUAUAGGCAGUUUGCUCUUAAAAACAGGGUAUAUUCCCGACCCGCGCGACGACUCCAGUGUAAGCAGUGACACUGAUGAAAGUGUAAGCUUAAGCUUUCUUUUUAACUAAAUACUUUUCAUUAAGAAAUUUAAUAUUUUGAUAGUUAUUUCUUACCUAGAUUUUGUUAAGUUUAAUGUGUCUUGUAAUUUGGUGCUAAAUCUAUUAAGAAUUUAUUGUGCUAAGAGCUCAGCGCUAUUAGCGCUAGUGAAUAAGUUAGUAUAAGCUAGUUAUAGUAUAGGUACUGCAAUAGCUUUUGGUUUACAUCAAAUAGCAUAAGUUUAAUAGUCAUUUUUUUGUUUGUUGGGUAAGUUUUGUUUCCACAAUGUGGGCUGACAUUUGUGCUGGAAAUGUUCCUAAAAUUUUAGAUUUAGAAACAUUACAAAAGAUUCACGAUGAGAUAAAUAACAAAAUCACUACAAAACUCAGAAAGCAAAUUUCAGACAAGCUAGAACGAAAUUUGAUUUUAGUGCCAUGUAAUAAAAGUAAGGGAAAUGCUAUCAAAAAUAGCAUCCACAUCAAUGUGAUAGUUUCUUUAAUGAAUACAGCUGUACAAACAUGUGAUAUUGAAUUUGAUGACGUGCUCCUAAAUAAAAGUUACGCUUUUCGAUGCUUAGCUCUAACACCUGUAGAAUUGACUAAAGAUUUUUACCAAUUGAUUCUGGACUCUAUCUCUGAUAUUAUUGAACCAACGGCUAAGAGAAUACUUAAAAAAUAUAUCAAAACAUCUAAAAAUGCCAAACAUACGUUUUCUCUUCUUAAUACUAUCAUGAUUUGUUUGAUGAAAAGUGAGUUGGAACUCUCAAUUUUUGAAAACUUUGAGCCGCACGAAUGGCGAAAAGAAAUGCUUACACACUCACUGUUUAGUGCUUGGGACGUCGAUUUUAACACAAGAGAAAAUCUAAUAGACAAAAUUAAUAAACUAGAACUAAACAACUACAAUACACAAAGUACAUAUCUCAUAGAAGACAUAUUAGAUAUUGUGCUAUCCAAUAUGAGAACUUGUGAAGUUGACGUUUAUUUUUUUGAUGAUCUUCUUUGUCUGAUAGAGCGCAAUCCUGAAAUUGGACAGAUGCUAUUUAAUAACUUUCCGUUACUUCAAAGUAUAAUAGAAGAAAUUAAAACGGAUGAGCUCUCAGAGUAUGUUAAGCUGUUCGAUGAUACUACUAAUAAUAUUGAUCUUAAAUCCUUUUCUAAGUAUCCUUGGAAUGUACUGUACAUUUUAAUGAGUAAAACACCGAAUGAACUGAAUGACCUAAAACGAUUACUAGAACUCAGUUUAAUGGACAUGAAAAAACAAAUCGAACUUCUUCUAAAACUGAAGCCAAAAGAAUCUUUCCUGAAAUGGAAGUACGACAUAGCAUUUGAAAUAGUAAAGCAAAUAAUUACGAUUCAAUUUCCAUAUUAUAAAAAGUAUCUACAGUUGCAGCGUAACGUUUCCAAGAAUUUACCUCUGUUGUCGCCAUUUACAGUAAGGUGUACGUGUAACAAUUCAGAUUGUUGGUUCCACUCCAGUUCGGAAUGUUGUGACCUAUUGUAUAACUUGAACUGCUCAAUAGCUAGAGUAAUGUUCAAUUGCAGGGAACUUUCAGAUCGCAUUAUUAAUUUAGUGGGCGCAUUGAUCUCAGAAUUGAUGUGCCCAGAAAAGAUUAUUCAACUCAUCAAAGCACUUGAUAUUAUUGAAGACUACGAAAUUAUGAACGAAGAAGAACUAGAAGCACUUUUUUCGCAAUUAAGUUUUACGAAUUUUGAUCUUAAACUUCACGAAUACGUUGUUCAGAAAUAUUUUCCAGGUUCUUAUGAAAAAACAGUAGAUCAACUGCUCGAUGAGAUAGAACAAUUCCUUCCAGGAGUGACGGACGCUGUCGUCGAUGUGUUUGAUAAAGUGCAGUUUUGUUAUAAACAAUCAUCUGCCCUUUUUCCCGAAGAAGGUCCAAUAAAUAGUUGGGAUGAAAAACAAAUCAGGAAGUGGGGUAAACUGGCUAGGUGUCAGGAAAAUACGAAUACAAUUCCCGAUGAAGAAAUACUAGCAGUUAUAAAAGCUGCAGUUAAAAGGACUGUAAAACUUCAACUUCGGCACAUUCAACUCAUUUCUGUGAUUUUGAUGGUAAAAUCUGACAAAGGAAAAGGAAUACUGAGUCAAAUCAAUACUGGAGAAGGUAAGACUCUCAUUAUUGCAGUAUUAGCCGCUUAUAAUGUCUUGAAAGGUCAUACUGUAGAUGUUUACACAAGCUCGCCCUUAUUAGCAGUCCCCCAAUCAAAAGAUUAUGAAAACUUCUAUACUGUUUUAAAUAUAACAAUCACGCAUAACAUUGAAUAUAAUUCCGACUAUGACAAAGAUGUGAUUUAUGGUACGAAUAGAUCAUUUCAACGUGAUGUACUUCUCGAUGAGUUCAGAAAAACGGGAGUAAGAAAAAACCGUAAGUUUGAUAUUGCUAUAGUCGAUGAAGUAGACAACAUGCUAUUAGAUGGCAACAGUUCGAUCCUACAGAUCGUCAGAGACAUGCCUGCGAUGGAUUAUUUAGAAGUUUUGCUUGCAGCUAUUUAUAUACAAGUGAAUGAAGCUGCUCGAUCUUUGAUUGAAAAGGACGGAAAAACAUAUUAUUUGGUACAAGAGACUCCAUUAAAUGACGAUGGGCAUGUAAAACCUAACAUAUCUGUUGAAGAGGUGGAAAUUAAAGAAUCGAAAAGAAAUUUUAUAAUGAAAUGCACUGAAAGUCACUUACGAAAGCUGAUUCGAGACGUUGAACACUGCAAACACAUAGAAGAAGGCUACCCCGAAGUCAAAAUACCAAAUCAUUUAAGAGAAAUAAUUUGCAAAGUGCAGUUGAAGAAAUGGAUAUCAAAUGCAAUAAGUGCAAUGUUUCAAUAUGUAAAAGGCGAAGAUUAUAUUAUAAGAAAUAGCAAAAUUGUAAUUGUGGAUGCAGAUAACACAGGUGCAUUACAGCUUAACUCUCAGUGGUCGGCUGGUUUACAUCAGUUUCUUGAAAUAAAACAUGGAGCCAGAGUUCAACCGGAAAAUUUCACAACUAACUUCAUGUCAAACAUUGGAAUUUUUACUAGGUAUGUUUCAAAACUGUAUGGAUUAACAGGGACUUUAGGAAGUUCAGAAACCAAGUCAUUUUUACAAAAUGUUUACAAUGUGGACUCUGUAGUCAUACCACCUUUCAAAUUGAAACAACAUAAAAACUUAAAACCCAUUCUGAUAAAUAAUAAUGAAAACAGGUACGAAGAAAUAGCUAGGAGCUGCAUCAGAAAACUGAGUUAUGGUCAAGCAGCAUUGAUCAUCAUGAAAUAUAUACGAGAAACUGAAGAACUUAGUGAUGUAUUUCUUAAAAAAUUCAAUUACGACAGUUCGAAAGUAAAACUUGUAAAAACAGAUGACGAUUCUGAAAUUUUAGAGAAACCUUUGAAAUCAGGAGAAGUAAUCAUAACAACAAAUAUUGCUGGUAGAGGCACUGAUGUCAAGCUAGGUAAAGACGUCGAAAAAAAUGGAGGAUUACAUGUAUGCCUUACAUUUUUGCCGUUAAAUUCCAGGGUGGAACAACAAAAUAUAGGCAGAACUUCCAGAAAAGGUAAUAAAGGCACUAGUCAAUUAGUCAUCAAUGAUCCUCAAGGAUUUGAUGACAUGAAGGCUAUAAAGGCUUUGCGAGAUAAAAAAGAAGCAAACAUCAUGUCCCGAGCUUUAGAAACAGUUAAAGAAAUUAAAACCAAAGAUCAAAUUUUUCGUAGUUUCUGUAAACUUUUGGAUAAAAUUGUAGAAUCCGAUGAUGACUUACAAGAAAUAAACCAUACUGCUGCUGAGGAACGCUUUGCAAUUUGGUUGGUAAUGAAUACAGGACAUAAUGGCAUCGAAAAAGAUGUACAUGAACAAUUUGAGACAUUCAAAAAAGAAAUAUUAAAUGAUUAUCAAAACGACUGCUUAAUAAAAAAUCCUUGUAUGCAUAUAAACCUUGGCAAUAAAUAUCUUGCCAAGAAAGAAUACGACAAAGCUAUUCGAGAAUAUGAUCGAGCUAUUAUUUUAGAUCAUAAUUUUUCUGAAUAUGCAUAUUACAAUCGCGCUCGCUCUUAUUUAGCGAAAUACGGAAGCGAUAUGGAAAAACAUGAGCAUUUUAUCAAUGAGGCAAUCAGAGAUCUAGAAAAAACCAGGAAACUUAUAGAUGAAAAAGAAUAUGCCUUGCAUUUGUUACAAACUGCAUCGAAAGGUGAAGUAUUUUCACAACAAGUAAGCCACAAGUUAAAUCUCUACAACCUUAUAAAAAAUACUAUAGAUCUUGCAAUCGGUCCAGAUGUAAAAGCACUCAACGAUCAAACAAAUCGAAUUGAAGAAGAAUUAAAAAAUACUGACUUGGAACCAGAUGUUAAAAGUAAAUUGAAAGAAAGAUUGAAAGAGCUAAAUAUAUACAAAAAAGAAACUGGAACGAUAGUAAGAGCAAAACUUAAAGGUAUUAAUGUAUGUGUAGAUUCCAUCGGAAAAGAUUUCAUACCAAGCUCUGAUUUGGAAUCACAUAAACAGGAGCUGCAAGAAUUGAAAAGGAACGGUUGGUUGGAAGGAUUUACGGUCACUGAAAUUAAGCCCAUUGAUUGGUCUGCUGUGAUAAGUUUACUCUGCAUUGGAUUGGGACAAUUAGUUAUUGGAGCUGCUUUGACCAUAUUUACACUCGGUGCCGGAUCAUCGAUUGGUAUGGGACUUAUAAGUGAAGGAAUCAGUGAUAUCAUAACGUCCAUAAAAGAUGGCAUCAUUAAUCGAAAUUUUGAUUGGGCGACAUGGGCAUUAAUGAAAGUAAUAAGUAUAGCAGUAUCUGUAGUGUGUGCUGGAUUCAAAGCAAUCAAAGAUGUAGCAAAAACGGCUUACGCAGGAGCUAAAAAUGUUGUCACAAGUGGUGUCAGAUGUCUAACAGAAACUACAAAAGAAGGAUGGAAGCUCGUAGCCAAAAAAGUUGGUCUUGAUAUGGCAAAAGGUGUAUCUAAGGAAAUAUUAACCAACUUAGUUGCUUACGGCAUCGAUAAAAAGAUUUUACCGAUGAUAGAAGAGAUUAUAAUAGACAAAGUUAAAGAACCUAUUCAAAAAGCUUUACUUAACAACUCUAAAGUAGCUAAGAUGUUACAAUUAGAUGUUGAAAAUGGCAAUCACAAUUAUGAAAAUAAAAUAAGAGGCAUAGCGCAGAAACUGUUAACCCCUGAAGAAUAUUCUAAACUAAGAACAAUAGCGACGACAAUAGCUACUAGUGUUGCAGAUAACAAAGGUCUAACGUUAACUAGACAAGUAUGUACUGGGUUUAUAGGUGUGUUUGAGUUAGCAACAUUCACUUCUGAUUUCAUUGGUAAACUUCUGAAUAAGAUUAACAGCAUAAACGUUGAAAUAAAAGUAGAUAAGAAUGAUAUUGGACAAAAAAACACCCCGCAGUCAGAGGAAACUACAAAUGAAGUAUAUCAGCAUAAUGAUGAAUUUAAACAUACCGAAAAUGACAUAGACUUAUCAAAAGCUGACCAAGCGGAGGAGCAAAUAAAGCUAGAUAAAAAGCCUCAAUCCACAAACAAUCUAUCAAGUGAGAUAGCUGGAAUGGUAUCGGUAAAUAUUAUACAGAUUUUAAAAGGAAAAAUUGUGAUGCCAGUAGUUCAAAUGGGUGCAAAUUACACAAUUGACAAAUUAUCAUCAAAAGUUGCUAAAUGUUUGGAUGACGAAAUGGAAACUUACAGGGCUUACAAAAAUAUUAUACAUAUCCAAAAUAGAACGUAUUCUAAAAAUAAUCUAGAACCAGUACUUAGCAAUAAUGAAGUAGAAAAAGUUGAUAAGAUAAUAGACGACCUACAUAAAGGAGGUCCAGCAGGACUAAUACACUUAGGUGCAGUCAGUGCUGUUACCGAUCAUCCUAUUGAAGUUUAUGACAAGGAGGGCAGACAUAAAUACACAAUUGGAGACGCCAAGAAAUCCAAACCAAUCCAAAUUCAAUAUCAUGCUCCAGAAGACGGGUCUAACGUUGGACAUUUCACAUUGAAAGGUCAGCGUGAACCUUCCCGUAAAGGUGACUCUGAUAAUAUGUGUUUAUUCAAUGUUAUAGCCGAGCAAACAGGCAAGAAUCCAAACGAUUUGAAAAAAGAAACUCUCAAUGUUAUGAAAAAUAGCAAAGGAGAAAUCGCAAAACAAGUAAAACACAUAAACCGCCUGGUAAUGUAUGAUAGAGCCAGAUUAAUAGAAGGCGGCGCACAAUACAAUGGAAAAUGCCCCGAGCAAGCAAAAAGUUUUCUUAGAAAUUCUUAUGGAGUAAAAGGAUUUAAAAAUAAAAAUAAAGGACAUGCUGAUAUCCAUAUUCCCUUCGAAACUAAAACAAUAGGUAUGCUUAAUAUUAUUUCUGAAGAAUCAGGACAUCAAAUAGAGAUUUAUGACUCAAGUGGUAAACUAUCAUACCUUGUCGGAGAAACGAACGGUAAACCUCCAAUUAAAAUGCAAUACAAUAAGCAUACAAGCAAAAUUACUGGUGGCUUCUUUUCUUUAGGCGGCACCAUCAAGUAUAAUUUGCAUGAUUUUAAUGACAUGACUUUUUAUAAUACUGUUAGCAACCACACCGGCUGCGAUGCCAACACUUUAAAAACGACUACAUCUAGCAGAAUGAAUGCCAAGCCAGUACCUGCUUCUAGGAAUUGCCUUGAAAAUGAGACCCUAAAGAUCCCAAAAUCAGGAUUUGCUUCAGAAGACGACCAAGCAUUCGUGUUUCACUACGCAAUGCAGACUCAGGCGGCUAAGGAUGCUAUGGAUGAGCUUAACAAAUACGGGCCUGGUGCUAAUAACACCACUGGUCAUAGAAGACAAGAGGUCUUGAUAAACGCCAAAGAUUUGAACCUGCCAGGUCCGGCUUAUGGUGGAUCUUGGGAAAAUGGAAAGCUAGUUUUGUCGUGGCCAGUCUCAGACGUCUUGAUGGUUUUGCAACACUACAAUGGGCAGCAAACGAAUCCAAAAUCAAGAGUUCAUAUACAGACGUUCUAUCCGUACGAUCCCAUGACCGCUAGGCCUUCGGUAAAUACAUCGUCUACGUCAAAUAUACCUCCUACGUCAAAUAAUACAUCUACGUCAAAUAUACCGCCUACGUCAAAUAUGCCACCAACACUUAAUCCAGCACCUACGUCUAAUCCACCUUGAAAUUAAUAGAAUUUAUUUUUAAGAUGGCGCUGUUCUAUACCUAUGUCGCAUUAACGUAAAAAGUAACUAUGAAAGUAAAUAUUUUUGAUAAAAUUAUUAUAACACUUUUUUUAUUGCCUUUGUAGGCAGACGAGCAUACGGCCCACCUGAUGGUGAGUGGUUACCGUCGCCCAUGGACUUCAGCAUAAAAAAAUAAUACUCAUGACUUCAUUGUAUAACGUAUAGUUCAGCUUGAAGUAUGAUAGGAUUGAUAAGUUUAGCAUAGUUUUUAUGCAUGUAAUUCCUAGGAUGCAUUUUUAAGUUCUUAUAUAUUAUUACUCAAGCGUUUUUUUAUAUCUACCUACUAUUUUUAGAUUUUAGGAUAACUGUGUAAAAUAAAAUAUUAUUAAAGGAAUAGUAAGUAUUUUUCCUGUGCCAAAAAAUAUUUUUGUUAAACAUGUUUUUUAUUCAUAUUAAUAUCCUUUUCUUAAUUAAAUAUUAUUGCUUAUGUA
Bombyx mori (domestic silkworm) is the source of this 8416-nucleotide messenger RNA. RefSeq lists its product as uncharacterized. The transcript is spliced from 2 exons. Gene Ontology annotation, biological process: intracellular protein transport; protein targeting; protein import. Gene Ontology annotation, cellular component: membrane. Bases 1113 to 7925 code for a protein of 2270 amino acids. The record is from RefSeq and is a predicted model, not a curated record. Gene Ontology annotation, molecular function: protein binding; ATP binding. NCBI's taxonomy places the organism in Eukaryota, Metazoa, Arthropoda, Insecta, Lepidoptera, Bombycidae.